GCAAGUGCAAAGAUGCUAAGUCAGGAAAAUACCAGGUCACCAUGUAGGACAGUCUCCUCUGACUCAAGGCUGUGGGGGCUUCACCCACAGGCAGCCUUUGCAGUACCUCUCACCCCAGGCCAGCCCUUUGCCCUUUCUCUCUCCUAGUGUGCACACGCCUGCCAGCCCCGCUCCACUUCUCUUUUGGGUUGCCCCUUCCUCACAGCCUCUAGGUUGCAUGUCUCUACUCACCUACCCUGGUGCUCCCUGCUCCAGCGGGCACCCUGCACACUUCGCGCGCCCUCACCUCUCUGCUGAAUCUUUUCUGUCCCCCGCCCUCUGCUCAGCGAAACUCGCGCGCCCCUUUUUUGCAGGGGGCCGUCUCCCGUACCUGGGGCAUGCUCGCUCGUUGCCUAGCGACCGGACGCGACUCGUGAUGGGCGCAUGCGUCCGGCGCGCGCAUCUAGAGCGCAGGUGCGGUUUGGGAAGACCGGUUCCUGGUGCUGGGCUGCUUUCCGGCGGGGAGAGGCGGUUUUGGCCGUUGGACCUCGGAGUGGUGUAGGACUCAGGCGACGAUGCCCAGGCUCCCCAAGCCGAGAGGAAGAAGUUUUUAUUUAGCAGUUAGAAAUGGAGUCAGCGUAUCUUCAAAAGAAUCUUGGGACAUGUCUAACUCUGGGUCUUGCAGAAGUGGCAAGGAUGCACCCAGUGGAUCCAAUAGAAUACUUAGCAUUGUGGAUAUACAAGUAUAAGGAAAACUUGACCAUGGAACAACUGAGACAAGAGGAAAUGGCCCAGUUGGAGCGUGAAAGAGAACUAGCUUUGAUGGAGCAGGAAAUUAUGGAGAAGCUUAAAGCAGAGGAGCUCCUGUUUCAGCAGCAACAGCUGGCACUCCAGCUGCAGUUGGAAACGCAAGAAAAAGAGAGACAGAAAAUAGAAGAACUGCAGAGAGUGCAACAAGAGUUGGAGAAGAUGAGAAUGAGCUUGGAAAAUACAGUGAGGGGUGAAGAUACUUCACAUGGAGAGGAUGUACCCGACUCAGGCAGAACGCUGGCUGAGAUCAGUGAUCGAUAUGGCGCACCUAACUUGAGCAGAGUGGAAGAACUCGAUGAGCCGAUGCUGUCUGAUGUUGCAUUAAACAUUGAUCAAGAUUUGUAGGAUCAACCAACCUAAGAACAAUAAAUUUUUCUUCUUGUUUCAAGUUUCAGAAUAUGAAGUCCCCAGUUGUAUUUUUUUCCUCUGAACCUGAACUCUAUCGUUUUCCUUCCAAAGACAACUUAUAAAUGGGCUUCAAAGGUGGCCUUAAGAUACUGUUUUGGAUUCCCCAAUGCCACUGGUUAUUUAUAUAUUCCAUUGGGAGAACAGGAGAGAGAGUAUCCCAGAGCAACCAAAAGGGGCAAACGGGAGAGGAGCUGAAAAGAGUAAGUGCAUCUGUGUGAGAACAGGAUUGCCUGAGAUGAAGGACUAGUCCGGGAGGCUGUCACUGUGCAGGGCUCAAGAAUAUCCAACAUGCUUUAGAUACAGUGUUUCCUCCUGGGAGUGAACAGCAAAGAUUUCCCCAGUUCGCUGGGAAGUGGUGCUUUGUGGUACCACUUAAUCCAUGCUUAUUGAUGGGGCUGGAAUGGGGAGGGAUGCAAGUUCCCAGGUACAGAGAAGCAUCAUUUCUUCUGGAAAAAAUCAGUGGGCAAAAGUACU
Molecule: messenger RNA, 1671 nt
Organism: Vicugna pacos (alpaca)
Lineage: Eukaryota; Metazoa; Chordata; Mammalia; Artiodactyla; Camelidae
Gene: DYDC1
Product: DPY30 domain containing 1
Cellular component (GO): Set1C/COMPASS complex
Source: RefSeq, a predicted model, not a curated record